Pseudocercospora fijiensis CIRAD86 is the source of this 912-nucleotide messenger RNA. RefSeq lists its product as uncharacterized. The transcript is spliced from 2 exons. The record is from RefSeq and is a predicted model, not a curated record. Lineage: Eukaryota; Fungi; Ascomycota; Dothideomycetes; Mycosphaerellales; Mycosphaerellaceae. Bases 1 to 912 code for a protein of 303 amino acids.
AUGAGCGAUCACAGUUCCAGCAAGUUCCUCCUCACACACUCGAUUCAGGGAAGCGAUCAAAAGCGAAUCCCUCCUCGCCCUACACACGAAGCCACAUUUCGAUUGAUUCGAACAAAUUCUUCUAUCAAGGUACGCCCAAACACGAUCGCUGCAAAUAUGGUAUCAGCCUGGAAGAAGGUCAAGCAGAGGUUGUUCGAGUUCGCUAACCCUGAUGCCACAGAGAUCAGAAGUCGGCCCAAUCCAUAUGCAAACCCUGCAGCACAAGACUCCAAACGCAAGUCCAAGUAUGUCGCCGUUUGGGAUGAUCAGCCGAAGUCAAAGCCGAAGCGACGAGGUACCAGUCCGCACAACUCGAGACCACCUGUGUCUUACGUAGCGCGUACCCCUGCUCCUAGGCCCACGACUGCAGAUGGUAGAGUGUCUUCCAGAUCAGCAUACUCCACCAGACCUGUAACUCCAUCUCAAUUGCCGCCGCAGCCAAAUCGACCAUUGUACUCUCGACCAUCGACGAGCAACGGUGUGUCGAGAACAGGCAGUCGUCGCCGGGAACAGCCUCAGUAUCGCGACGUAUCAGCAUACUCCACCAGACCUGUAGCUCCAUCGCAAUUGCCGCCACAGCCACAUCGACCAAUGUCCUCCCGACCAUCGACGAGCAACAACGGAGCCUCGAGAACAGGCCGUCGUCCCUGGGAUCAGCCUCCAUAUCGCCCUCAAUAUCGCGACGUAGCAGACCUGCGGGAGGCUAGCAGACGGGCCUUGCUUGUAAAGAACCAGGAGAGCUGGUUCGACGACAGCUCUUCCAUCUCCUCGGGCUUCACGCCAAAUCGACAAUAUUCGUAUGGCCAACAAGAGCGAUGGCCGCCACGGAACUCUUCCAGGAAUUGGCAUAUGACUCUUUUGCCUUUUUGUUGA